Molecule: messenger RNA, 1732 nt
Organism: Amborella trichopoda
Lineage: Eukaryota; Viridiplantae; Streptophyta; Magnoliopsida; Amborellales; Amborellaceae
Source: RefSeq, a predicted model, not a curated record
CCACAGUACUCUCUAUGGCAUGCACCGUCGAACUUAAUAAAUGGAGGGUACGAUUUCAUAUUGAGAAAACUUCGAUCAUGGUAGAUAUAGCUUAUAAUAUUGUUGCCCUAAUUUCUGUGACUUUCCUUGUGCCCACAAAUGAAGUGCUUCGUCUGAGGUAGAAGUUGAAGGCUGGUUCUUGCAGUGCCCCCAAUCCGCAGGCAUGCCCUCUGAAAACUUUCUCUCUCUUCUUUUUAUGCAAUUCUUCUCCAUGAAAUCUCUCUCUCUCUACAGCGCCAUUACUCAUGUAACAUGCCAGAUCUCUUUCAACUAGAUAUAUGAAAUGAAUCUCCAUAAGAAACUCGCCCUCUUUCACUUCCUGAAAUUAUCCAAUAUCCAUAUCCCCACAUGCAUUGUAACCCUAAAUUCGUUUGCUCCAUUCUCUUCGAAUCUCACCAGACGAGAGACAGCAUUACCAUUCCCCCUUGCUGAUUACUUGAUCAAGAAGCAUGGGUUCUCUAAGGAUAGCAUCCUUCCAGUCUGUGCCCAACUAGGCCAUGUUAGAAGCCACAAGGAAGCUGAUGCUACAGUCUCUUACUUCAAGGAAUGUGGUUUCUCUCAGACCCAAAUAGAAGAAAUGCUAAAAAGAAGCCCAAGAAUCUUGAUAGCUAGUGUGGAUAAAACCCUUAAGCGCAAGCUAAAGAUAUUUCAGGAUUUGGGCCUCUCUGACGCCAGAUUGACCAAUUUAAUCUCUAAUGAUCCAGGCAUUCUAUGGCGUGGUGAGGAACGAUUGUGCCAUUUGAUUGAGUUUCUCAAACUUGUUCUUGAAACCGAUGAUAAGGUCUAUAGAGCAAUUAAGAAUUCUGGUUGGCUUCUAAAGACAGAUUUGAAGAAAACCCUGUUGCCUCUAACAAACUAUAUGCAGAGUUGUGGAAUCACACUCUCUCAGAUAGCAAAAUUGAUAAUGAAUUUUCCUCGAGUUCUACUUUUGAACCCUGACUGGGUCAAGAGUGUUAUACAAAGGGUCGAUGAAUUGGGCUUUAGUCGAGAUGCAAGCCUGUAUGUUCAUGCUAUUGGGGUCAUGAGCUCUUUGACUAAAGAGAAAUGGGAGGAAAAGAUUAAGUUAUUUCAGAGUUUUGGGUGGUCUGAGAAAGAUGUAAUUACUGCUUUCAAAAGGGCACCACAUGUACUGUUGGUUUCGGAAGAAAAGAUUCGAUGUGCUAUGGAGUUUUAUCUGAAUACACUCAAAUUUGACGGCCCUUAUAUGAUUCUUCAUCCCACAUUGCUUAUGUUCAGCUUUGAGGGGAGAGUGGUACCCAGGCAUAGAGUAGUGGAACAUCUAAGAAGCAAGCGACUUCUUCGUAAAUCUCCUAGCUUCUCAACUGUGUGUCAUCUGACAGAGAAGAGUUUUCUUAGGUCAUCGCUGGGAAAGAUGGGUAGCUUUGCAUGGUAUUAUGUUGGAUUUUCCCCCUCUGUGGGAUCAGGGUAUUGAAGGUAAACUUAUGAAUUCAUUUUUUGUAAUCAAUUUGAAAAUCAAAUGGACUGGUAAAGUAGAAGGUGGCAAUGUAUGGAUAGGAUGACCUGCAAUGUGCUACUUCUUGCUUUCUUUACUUUUCUUGUACUCUUUCUUGGAUUGGUAAGCUACUAAUAGUUAUGUUUUUUUUUUUUGGGAAUAGUGUCGACUGUAUUGCAUUAAAGGAAAUCAAGUAUAAAAAUGUGCUUCUUCAAAGGAAGCUAUGUACAUUAAAAAUGG